Molecule: messenger RNA, 7405 nt
Organism: Dromiciops gliroides (monito del monte)
Lineage: Eukaryota; Metazoa; Chordata; Mammalia; Microbiotheria; Microbiotheriidae
Gene: PTPN11
Product: protein tyrosine phosphatase non-receptor type 11
Exons: 16
Coding region: 145-1938 (597 amino acids)
Biological process (GO): protein dephosphorylation
Molecular function (GO): protein tyrosine phosphatase activity
Source: RefSeq, a predicted model, not a curated record
GGGCGGGGGGGGCGGCUCUACUCUCGUCUCCGGGAUCCCGAGGCCUGGAUGGCGGCCGGAGCGCCGCGGGCUCCGCGCUAAGCCUCGGCCCGGCCCGGCCCCUGAGGAAGCGGAUCCGAGGAGGAGCCCGGGAGCGGGAGGAACAUGACAUCCCGGAGAUGGUUUCACCCAAAUAUCACUGGAGUGGAGGCAGAAAAUUUACUGCUGACACGAGGCGUUGAUGGCAGCUUCUUGGCCAGGCCCAGUAAGAGUAAUCCAGGAGACUUCACACUUUCUGUUAGGCGGAAUGGUGCCGUCACUCACAUCAAGAUUCAGAACACUGGCGACUAUUAUGACCUGUAUGGCGGGGAGAAGUUUGCCACGCUGGCUGAGUUAGUGCAGUAUUACAUGGAGCAUCAUGGGCAGCUGAAAGAAAAGAAUGGUGAUGUUAUCGAACUCAAAUACCCGCUGAACUGUGCAGAUCCUACCUCGGAAAGGUGGUUUCAUGGGCACCUCUCUGGGAAAGAAGCAGAGAAAUUACUAACUGAGAAAGGCAAACAUGGAAGCUUCCUAGUGCGGGAGAGCCAGAGCCACCCGGGGGACUUUGUUCUCUCUGUCCGCACGGGGGAUGAUAAAGGCGAGAGUAACGAUGGCAAGUCAAAAGUGACACACGUCAUGAUUCGCUGUCAGGAUCUGAAAUAUGAUGUUGGUGGAGGAGAGAAGUUCGAUUCUUUAACAGACCUUGUGGAGCAUUACAAGAAGAACCCCAUGGUGGAAACUCUGGGCACAGUGCUUCAGCUUAAGCAGCCCCUGAAUACAACUCGAAUCAAUGCUGCGGAGAUUGAAAGCCGUGUGAGAGAAUUAAGCAAAUUAGCUGAGACCACAGAUAAAGUGAAACAAGGUUUUUGGGAAGAAUUUGAGACUUUACAACAGCAGGAAUGCAAGCUCCUAUAUAGCCGUAAAGAGGGUCAGCGGCCAGAAAAUAAAAACAAAAACAGAUACAAGAACAUUUUGCCAUUUGAUCAUACCAGGGUUGUCCUACAUGACGGGGAUCCAAAUGAACCAGUUUCAGAUUACAUUAAUGCAAACAUUAUCAUGCCUGAAUUUGAGACCAAGUGCAACAAUUCAAAGCCCAAAAAGAGUUAUAUUGCAACUCAAGGCUGUCUGCAGAACACAGUGAAUGACUUCUGGAGGAUGGUGUUCCAGGAGAAUUCACGAGUUAUUGUCAUGACAACAAAAGAAGUAGAGAGAGGCAAGAGUAAAUGUGUGAAGUACUGGCCCGAUGAAUAUGCUCUGAAGGAGUAUGGGGCUAUGCGCGUUAGGAACGUCAAAGAAAGCGCUGCUCAUGACUAUACGCUCAGAGAGCUUAAGCUCUCCAAGGUUGGACAAGCUCUACUUCAGGGGAACACGGAGAGAACAGUGUGGCAGUAUCAUUUUAGAACCUGGCCUGAUCAUGGCGUGCCUACUGACCCUGGGGGGGUUCUGGACUUUUUAGAAGAGGUCCAUCACAAGCAGGAGAGCAUUUCUGAUGCGGGCCCUGUGGUGGUGCAUUGCAGUGCUGGGAUCGGCAGGACAGGAACUUUCAUUGUGAUUGAUAUCCUUAUUGACAUUAUCAGAGAGAAGGGUGUGGACUGUGACAUUGAUGUUCCCAAGACCAUUCAGAUGGUGAGAUCACAGAGGUCAGGGAUGGUCCAGACAGAAGCCCAGUACAGGUUUAUCUACAUGGCUGUGCAGCAUUAUAUCGAGACGCUGCAGCGCCGGAUUGAGGAGGAGCAGAAAAGCAAGAGAAAAGGGCAUGAAUAUACAAACAUCAAGUAUUCCCUAGCGGACCAGACAAGUGGCGAUCAGAGUCCUCUCCCACCCUGUACCCCGACUCCAACCUGUCCAGAAAUGAGAGAAGAUAGUGCUAGAGUAUAUGAAAAUGUGGGAUUGGUGCAGCAGCAGAAGAGUUUUAGAUGAGAAGACCUGCCAAGGUUUCAGCUCAGAGCUGGAUAUGACUAUUCCUCCCCACCCCCAAAAGGUCAAGAAAGAUGCACGGACUUUCAUGUGAAGAAUGAAUUUGGAAGGUUUGCAUUCUGACUGUUUAAUAACUUCCGCUAAUAAGCAAAGUGCAAAACCAUAUAAGAAACAUGAUUUUCUCUCUCAACAAUACCUGAUUUACAAUUGCUUGUUUUUUAAAUAAGAAGAAAUCAUCUCUACAAUGUAGACAAUAUUAUAUUUUAUAGAAUUUUGUUUUAAAUUGAGGAAGCUAUUAAAUUUUCAUUUCCACAUUUUGCAGAUGAUGGUGAUUAAAAUUCAAGUGAUCAGCAUUUUUCUUUUUAAAAUUGGAGCAGAUUUAUUCUCUUUCUCUCUGUGAGGCAUGAAAGGGCACUUUUUGAAGGAGCAAUGAUUUCGGAAAAUCUGUCAAAAUAACAUCCAGUACAAAUGGGAACAAUUUUUUACUAUCUGUUAUAAAUGAUAGGGGAUAGAAUCAUGUCCUAAUGUCUAAAGCUCACAGAGUUGAGCAUUUCCUUUCUAAUUGGCCACUUCAAAGUGGAAGGUGACAACGGCUUUUGGAGAGGAGGUGCCUUCUUUUGUUAGCAGAUGGCUGAUUUACUCCUCAGCCUAGUCGUGGAAGGUUUUCUUUGAACCAGAGUCACUGUCUUUAUGCUCAAGGGAAAAUCCUUCUGCUGAUGACCAGUGUUGGAGGGAACAUUCGCAGCCAUUCAGAGAAGCGGCAGCUUGUAGCAGUGGCAGGAGGUGGCAGCAGCCCGGGGUGACUCCUGUGGGCAUCAUGAUCAUCUAGCGGUUUGACAGUUGGAGGCAGAAGACCUUUGAGUGAGCAUCUGGUGAUUCUUUAUGAUUGCUCAGCCCCUGCCUCCGUGCUGUGCCAUGUGUGAGCUGAUAUGUGGAACCCUUUCCCCAUGCUUGGGGCUCCUCUGGUUUUCAGUAAGGCCUUACACAUCUCUAGGUGAUCUGUACUUCAGAAUCCAGUGGAAGGAGCCAGUGUGAGCCAGGCCCCUCAAGUGGAUCUAUCUGUGUGAGCACAGAGGGUUGGCAUAGCAAGGCAAGAAGGAGUCUGCACCAGGACUGGGGGCAGGAUUACCAGCAGUAGCUCGUUUCUGUUUCAUUGAAUGGGAUUUUCACCAACCUUCUUUUACCUUAAGUGCCUUCCAGAGCCACAUCCCUCUCUGCUCUCUGUGUUCCACCAGUCUUCAUUGUGUUUAUUUCAGCUGAAGUAUUUUUGGUCAUGUUUGUAAAGACUAAUAAGCUCCUCUAGUGACUUUCCUUUUGAGCCCCUGUGAUAACUACUCAGGUUCCUUGCCCUGUGGCUGUCUUUCAUUUCUGUCUCAGAGGCAGAGUGGAGCCGACUCAAUGACUAGAUCAGGCCUGAAUCACCAAGGGGGGAAGCUUCUUUCCAGUAGAGCUGGGCCAGAGUAUUGGUUUUCCCUGCAGUCAUUUGGGAAGACCUGCUUGGUCAUUCCCACAAGCAGAAGGGCCAACGCCUUGCCCUUUGCUAGACCACAGUGAGACUGGCUGGCUGUAUUAUGUGGGAUCCGUGGAGGGCUUCCACUGCAUCAAUCAGGCUGGGUGCGGCUGGGCCUGAGAUGAGAGAGAAUUCAGGUCCUCUGCCAAAGGGGGCUGUAUAGAGCCUGUGUUUGUGGGAAUUGAGGUGAGUGCAUCUUUUGAUUGCACAAUUGGAAACUCUUCUGUUUGCCUCUACUUUAUUGUAGUACUUUGGACUCUUGACUUUGGGAUAGACUUUCACCAGCAUAUAUCCUUAUAUUUGUACAAUGGUUUGAUUGUGCAAAUGUAUUUGUUGCAUUAAUGUCAAUGCCUGUCGGGUAGAAUCAGUAGUAUUUGCACUCUCUGAACACAACUUGUCCUGUAACUUGAUGGUGAGGUAACUCCUUUCAUUUGGCUUUGUGAAGUCCUGUUUGGGACACUGGUUUAAUGAAACCUUUUCUUAUUUUCCUAAAUAAGUAUAGUAUCACAGUAUUGUCAAACUAUCUUAGUUCUGCCAGAUCGCUGAAUGAUCAUUGAGCACUGGAUCCCUCAGUGGAGCUGGGAUCUCCUCAAGAUGGGCGGACACUCUUUGUGACGAUGCCAGUGAAAGCCCAUCCACACCUUCUUGUCUUGCUCAGCCCUCGUCCAUGCUGUCCUGUGACUCUUCCCCAGAGGGAAGACCCAGUGCCCCCAGGGUCUGCCUCUAGAUCCCUGGACACUGUGUGAGUGCCGGGGGGCGUGGCGAUCUCAUGCUCUUGCUCCAUGACUGUGCCUCCUCUCUCUUUUCUGCUCUUCUGUCUGUCUGAUUCUUUGUUGCUAAAGUGCUGUAUGCCUUGUCACGCCCAUGCCCCUGGUGACCUGCAGCUUUAACCUUUCCAAGGCUGGUAGUCCACAGUUUGCAGCCAUGAAGCGUCAUCAGAACUUGGUCACAUAUUACCAAAUUGCACGUGAGCUUGUGUGAUGCUCAGUAGGGCACAGUGUAGGGCACGAGCCAUGACAGAUUGGCAAGUGGAGCUCGCAGAAUCAGUAGUUUAGAAAAGGCGGUUUAUGAGGAGCAGCAGAACCAGGGGCAGAAGCAGUCAGUGAUGGAUGAAUCAGAUGACCUCGAGUUGUGUUUGAAGUCCCAUUCAUUCUGUGGCCAACAAAUGAAUUUUGCUACCAGAGUUGAAAAAAUAUUGGAAUGCCUUCACUAAGAUUUGGAAAUUGUUCCAUGUGAAGGCUUCAAGGCUUCAUAUUGUUCAAGUCACAUACGGUAUAAGUUAUUCAACUGAAUUAAUAGUUAGUUUGUUAGUGAGCACCAGGGCACUUUGCUAGGUUCUUGGGGGAUGCCAAGAUUUAAAAAAACAAAAAUAAAAACAGAGAGAGAGAGAGAGAUAGCAUCUGCCCUCAAGGAGAGCCAUGCCGUGAACAGUGGAAUUUUUGGCACAAAAAUGUGUGUGUGCACAUUCAUUCAAAACCUGUUUUCAUUUGAAGUAUCCAUGCUUGAUUGUAGCACUCUGGCCAACUGCCUACCUUGCCCCCUGUGGUCCUUAUUCUGAGUUUCCUGUCAUUUACAUAUCGUCCAAAAGUGAGCUGGCUCUUUUAAGUUAUGAAACUAGGAUUCUGUGUUUUGAGCUGGAGAAUUUGUCUGGAAUGGGGUAUUGGAAUUAAAACCGAAUUAAACCAAUGAAUUCAAGAAGAUUUCAGAGUUUAUGACUCCUUUAGGGGAAAACCAGAAGCUUCUACCUAGUGUGUGGCCCUGCUGAAAACCAUGGCAGUUUGCUCAAGUUGAAAGGAAUGUACUUUUUCAUGUGGUUGAUUGGGGAGGGGGAAGGGAGAGAGAGAUGGAGGGAUUAUCUUGAGCAUCUCCAGGCCAGGUCCUUGUACAGGCUGGAAAUGUGCUUUGGUACAAGUAGAGGAGAUUGUCCUGUUAGCUGUGAGAGUCCAUGAUUAAGGUGGAUUUCCAUUUCUUGCACACAUACCAGCAUGUGCUCCUGACUACAUAUCUUCAUUACCUGCACGUCUGAACUCAGAGCACUCAUAUGUAGUCCGUGCAUAAAACUGACAACACAACACUGUCACCAACAGCCAGUUUUCCGAUGUGGGGACCUUUCUUUCAGAUUUAGUUACAGUUAAAAACAUCAAAGUGCCAUUCAGCUUUUUGCUAUUGGAAGGCGUAAAACUAAUCAUUUAAAAAACAAAAUAAAACAAAAAUCUAAAUACAGAGAGGUGUGAAUUGUUCAGAUAUGUGGGGCACCCUUCUGUACUGAGAACAAAGGGUAGAUUAUCCAGGUAAGCACACACAUUGUCUACCAGCCUCCACCCCCUCCAAAAAAAAAAAAAAGCCAACCCCUUUGCUGGGAAGAUGGUAGCAUGUGUUGAGUUUGGCGGUGUGUUUGCACAAAGACAAAUGUGCAGUGACAAGGGCAUCGUACUGUGAACUUUUUUGAGGCACUGUGAAGUCAGUAAUCUAGUUAUUUUUAAAAAGUGUGGUUCCCUAAUGGGUGUUCUUUUGUAAUGGAGCAAUAUUUGCUCCCAUGUUAACAAAGCAGGUAGUUAUACUAGGAGACCCUGCUGCAUCCCCUGCAUCCCCUGUGUAAAGGAAGUCCACACUGAGUCCUUUCUGAUUUUCUCAACUUUGGGCUGCACCAAGGGGGAAAGGAAUGCAUGUCCAGAGCUAAUACAGAUGUUUAAAAUGGUGGUGCUUAAUUGGCUCGCCUUUGGUCCCGCCCCUCCCCAACCCUGUUCAUUCCACCCUUCUCUGAUGGAUUAAAUAAUAGCUAAUCGAUUGCUAGAAAGUGUGUCCAGGGAGUAGGGGAUUCCACCGACAAAAGUGCAUGUUCAUGUUUCUGGAAUGAACUGUUUUGAAGCUCCCUUCAAGUUCACCUUAUUUAUCGACUCCCAUUGUAUCUCGAGAUAUUCUAGUAGGUGUUUUUAAAAAAUAAUUUGGCAUCAUGGAUUAUUUCUAGUUCAGUGGAAUGGGAAAAAGAACUGAGUUAGAAAUAUUUGGUUAUAGAUUACUUACACCACAAGAAAACUUAAGAGUGUAACUCCUGAGGCACAACACACACACAUAUCUAUAUAUAGGAUAUAUUUUUUACCAGUACAAACCUGGUACAGUUUUCGUUGACUGUGCAUUGUAAGAAAAAAAAUAUAAAAAUUAAAAAAAAAGGUUUAUAGCAAAUGGUCACGCUGAUUUAUGGUUAUAUUAUUAGGACUGCUAGCCAUUAAUUUGGACAGAACUUUUAAUUUUCCCUCUUCAAUAUUAGUUUAGAAAUAUAGUUUAUUGUUAUUGUAUCCUCACUAAAAUGUUUGCUCCUCUUUUGUUUGUUUGGGGCAGAUUGCAUAUAAAUCUAGGAGCUCAUUUCAGUGUUUUUCAUAACUUUUUAUUACUCAAAACUAAUUUGAAAAAUGUUUCCACGCUCAACCUCAAAACUUGUAAUUAUUAAUUUUGUCUGUUUAUUUAUGACAUAAUUGUGAUUCUUUUUAUUACUAAAGGCUAAUGAGAAGGGAUCCUUUCUUAAGCUGAUGACUAGGCCUACUUUUAAUUUUCCUGCAGUGUAUGAAGUAUUGUACCAGAGUAUUAAAUGAAAUGUAAUAUUUUAUUGAAAAUCUAUCCUUUAAAAGGAAUACAUUUUAGGAUGUCAUCAAUUUGAUGUGAAUCAUGUAAAUGUUGAUAAUAUGCGCUGUGUUUAUUAUACAUUUAGUGUUUCAAAAGACUCACUUAUUGCCUUUUUGCCCACCCGUAUUAUGUAGUUGAUUUUCAGUUGUCAAAAAAAAAAAACGACAUUAAAAGAAUAGUUUAUGCAUAGAAACAAUAGUGGAUGUUAAUCUCCUCCUGACCUGUAUUUAUGGGUGUUAGCUCAGCAGCUUUGCUAGUGGCAAGGCUGAAUUAUCAGAGUAAAAGUGUAUUUGUAAACUGUAUCAGAACUCAAAAUUAGGAAUAAAAUCAUUUUCUUAU